AUGAAGUACGCACUCGCGAAGUUCCGAGUGUACUUACUCGGCAACACGCUGUUCGCGGUCUAUACGGACCACGCGUCGUUACGGACGGCUGUGAAGCCUCUGCACAUCUCGCAACGAAUGGCGAGUUGGUUGUUCUUCUUCACGGAGUACAACUUCCGGGUCGAGUACAAAUCCGGAAGGUUGAAUAUCGUCGCGGACGCGUUGUCGCGACGACCGGAUUGUGCUGCCAAGACAGUCGACGUCAACCGGAUUAGCGUCGCUCGGAUAUAUACACUGUCGUCGUCCUUGUUGGACGAGGUGAAUGCCGCGUAUGCGCAUGACGCAGACGCAAAACAGCUGAUCGAGUUUCUCUCGGCUCCUUCCGAGCACGUAGGAAGUUGGCCCCUCGUCUUCGAGCGGUAUCGUGUGCACGACGGUCUACUGUUUUACAGCGCUGUAGACGCCAAUGCGGACCACGUUGUCGUGCCGAAUUUUCUGAACUGUGCAGCAGGAUCAUGUACAAGUAUCAUGAUGCUCCCAAGGCUUCUACUGCAACCACCACUACAAGUGGGUGCGCAAGAACGUACGUACUUGCGAUAUUUGCUAGCGAGUGAAACCUGCACAUCACUCGCGGGAUCCACUGCAACCACUACCGACUCCGUCGGGGCGUUGGGAGGCCGUUUCGAUGGACUUCGUGUUUGGCCUUCCGCGCGAUUCCAGGCGGAAGGUAUUGUAGUCUUUGUUGACCGCAUCAGCAAGAUGGUGCAUCUCGUUGCAGUCGUAGCAGAGGUGACCUCCAUACAGACGGCACGUCUGUUCGUCGUCAUGGUGUUCAAGCACAAUGACAUGCCCAGCGACUUUGUGCCAGACCGCUAUCCGCGCUUCACGGCGCGUUUGUGGCAAGAAGUGUUUCCACUUCUUGAAACACAGUUCUCAAUGUCGACUGGGUAUCAUCCGCAGACGGACAGGCAAACCGAACGCGUGAACCGCAUGCUCGUGGAUUUGCUCGAGUAA
Molecule: messenger RNA, 993 nt
Organism: Phytophthora megakarya
Lineage: Eukaryota; Oomycota; Peronosporomycetes; Peronosporales; Peronosporaceae
Source: the annotation of a GenBank genome assembly